Messenger RNA from Hansenula anomala, 573 nucleotides. RefSeq lists its product as uncharacterized. The coding region runs from base 1 to 573 and encodes 190 amino acids. The record is from RefSeq and is a predicted model, not a curated record. NCBI's taxonomy places the organism in Eukaryota, Fungi, Ascomycota, Saccharomycetes, Phaffomycetales, Wickerhamomycetaceae. The transcript has a single exon.
AUGACUGGUAAAGCUAAACCAAUUCCAAAUACAAACAAGGUCAAAUAUCAACAAGAGAUAAACUCUGUAUCACCUUGGAUUCCAGGAUCACUUGCUGCAAGUUUCAAUAGUGUUCCAAACAAUGAUUUCGUUUAUGAAAAAAUAGGUGAAAUGCAAAAUCCUGAUACACAUAAAAUUCAACCUUAUCGUGAAAUAUGGAGAGAUAUUGAUCCAUUGAAAUCAGAUGCAUAUGAUUUUAUUGGGAAAGAUCCACAGAAUAAUAAUCAUGGUGCAAAAAUUCCUUGUUUUGUUUUGAAAGUUGUGAAAAGAGAUAAUGUCGAAGGUACCGUUAUAAGAGUUGGAAAUCUUAUUCAAGGUGCAUUAUUUAAUACUCGAAGUGGAGAAACUAAAGCAGCUAGAUAUAGUUUGAUAGAAGGGGAAUGGAGACGUUGCUGUUCAAUUAAUUCAUACCGAUAUAUGGAAGAUGAACCAAAGAUUUUUAAACAUGUGAGAUUACCUACUGGUGUUGAAGCUGGUGUAAAUAUAAUUAAUCGUGAUGGGUUCGAAUGGGAAAUGAUCGAAACUAAUUUAUAA